GUUCAGAUGGUAGAAAGCUGCACCUCCACAGCUCAAUCUGCUUUUCUUAUCUGCACUUUUCUGUAACAAAUGAAAGAAAAGUCAAGAGUUUGUCUAAAGGAUACAUUAGUCUCGCAUUCUCUUUUAUUUUUUCAGAUUUGCAAAAGGAAGAAAGAAACUUCCUAAAUAAUCAUGGGGUGAAUCUAACAUUUGAGGAUCAUUUUCGGGUGAUGAAGGAGCGCCGUCAGAAAACUCAGACAUUCCACCAUGGUGAAGGAGGCUUUGCCCAGCUGGGUCCAUCAGGACUCUGAAGAAGGUCUCGUCAAUGUGAAUGUCGGAGGCUUGAAGAGGAGUCUCUGUUCUAGCACACUGAAGAAAUUUCCAGACACCAGGCUUGGAAAACUGUUGGCUUGUGAUUCAGAGGAAGAUAUACUGCAGGUGUGUGACGACUACGAUGUACAGGAGAAGGAGUUUUAUUUUGAUAGGAAUCCUGGUCUGUUCCCUUAUGUGCUCCACUUUUACCAGACUGGCAAACUUCACGUAAUGGAAGAACUCUGUGUGUUCUCCUUCAGUCAGGAGAUAGAGUAUUGGGGCAUCAAUGAGUUCUUUCUGGACACCUGCUGCAGCUAUCGUUACCAUGACCGCAAGCUGGAGAGAGGCCGGCACCGCUGUUGGGAUGACGAGAGUGAAGUUAGCAGUGUCGACACAUCUGUGGAUGAGAUCUCAGAUUUAAACAAGGACAUACAGCACUUUCAGGAGGUCCGCUAUGGGAACAUCAAAAAGUGUUUAUGGCUCACACUGGAGAACCCCGGAUACUCCAUCCCGAGCAAGCUCUUCAGUCUGCUCUCCAUCGGAGUGGUGAUCACAUCAAUCGUGACUAUGUGCAUUAACAGCAUCCCAGAGUAUCAGACUUUUGACUCUGAUGGGAAGUUAAUUGAAGACCCAACCAAUCAGGCUCUAGAGGUGUUCUGUACUUGUUGGUUCACCUUUGAGGUUGUGAUGCGGCUCCUACUCGCCCCAAACAGGAGGAAGUUCUUCCAUCACCCUCUAAACAUUAUCGACCUGGUGUCUGUGGUUCCAAUCUACAUCACCGUUAUAUUUGACAUGACUUUGGGCUCUGAGUCCGAACUGGGAGACCUUGGGCGACUAAUACAGGUGUUCAGGUUAAUGAGGAUCUUCCGAGUUUUAAAGUUGGCUCGACACUCCACAGGUCUGCGCUCUCUGGGAGCAACACUUCGGCACAGUUACCGUGAAGUGGGGAUUCUGCUGCUGUACCUUGGUGUCGGAGUGUCUGUAUUUUCUGGGAUUGCUUACACCGCUGAAUGUGAAGAGGAUGUGGGUUUGGACACAAUCCCUGCCUGCUGGUGGUGGGGGACUGUUAGCAUGACCACAGUGGGUUACGGAGAUGUAGUGCCCGUCACAGUGGCUGGAAAAUUAGCAGCAAGUGGAUGCAUCCUGGGUGGCACUCUGGUGGUGGCUCUGCCCAUCACUAUCAUCUUCAACAAGUUCUCCCACUUCUACCGAAGGCAGAAAGCUUUGGAGGCGUCAGUGAGGAACAACAACCGCAAGAGGAUCAAGGUGACCUGUGAGAACGAGCUGGAGGAGGAGGAGGAAUCGGAUCGGGACAGUCGCGGCCUGGAUGAUGACGAUAUUGACGACAUUGAAGAAGAUGACAUUGAUUUUGAGGAUGAAGGAGGCGUGAUAAACUACAGCUAUGUGGAGCAUCCAUCUUACCCAUCAACAAAUAGAAAGGAGCUGUAUCAGCUGUAAAGAACUGAAACUUUGGGACAUUACUAACUCUAACUCAGCGGACUGAAUAUACCAUGUGGGUGAUAGGUGACCCCAUGGGAAUACAAUGAAGUAAACUUUCAUUUCAGGGCUUCCAUGAAUUAUUGUAAUUUGCUGCCACUGAGUGUGCAUGGAGGCUGUUUGAGGACUGAACUUUGCUUAUCAGACCUUU
Molecule: messenger RNA, 1939 nt
Organism: Cyprinodon variegatus (sheepshead minnow)
Lineage: Eukaryota; Metazoa; Chordata; Actinopteri; Cyprinodontiformes; Cyprinodontidae
Product: potassium voltage-gated channel subfamily S member 2-like
Exons: 10
Coding region: 247-1749 (500 amino acids)
Biological process (GO): regulation of delayed rectifier potassium channel activity; potassium ion transmembrane transport; protein homooligomerization
Cellular component (GO): membrane; voltage-gated potassium channel complex
Molecular function (GO): delayed rectifier potassium channel activity; protein binding
Source: RefSeq, a predicted model, not a curated record